AUGGCUGAUGCAGAGCUUGCUAAGGCCCUGAAAGACCUACCGAAUCGAGUGCUAAAUGUUCCCGUAGAUGAGCGACCGGAGCUGUUCCGCAAUGUGAUUGCGGUAUUGCCGAACCCAGGUAUUAAUGCCACCAUCGUGCGAGGUAUCUGCAAAGUGAUCGGCACAACACUCACCAAGUACAAGGAUCCCGAAUCACAAACAUUAGUGAAGGAGCUGCUGGUGGCGGUACUGAAACACCAUCCAGAUCUGGCGUACGAACACUUUAAUGCCGUGCUAAAGGCCCUCCACACGAAAGAUCUGGCGUCGGCUCCACCAUUAAAAGGUGCCCAGGCCGCGGUACUGGCGCUAGGAUGGGCAAAUACGGUCGCCUUGCAUGCGGACCACAUGUCGGCCACCGGAAAGAAGGAGUUUCCGAAGCUACUCGAGGUGCAGGCGGGCCUAUACCAGCUGGCCCUUACCUCCGGGGUACAGAAAAUUUCCGACAAAGCGUUUAGCUUUCUGUGCCACUUUUUCGAUCAAAAGAACGGCCUCGAACGAACCUACUUCGAUCGGCUGAUAGCGCUGGAACCGUCUAGCGGAGUGAUCGUGAUGCUGUGCGCGAUUUUGAGGUACACCCAACAGCGGCAGCAGGACUCGAUUUCACUCCUGGAGCAGCACAAAACGAAACUCCUCGACCACGUGGUGAAGGGUUUGGUCACGGUCAAGACGAAACCGCACGCCAGUGAUAUUGUCGGGUGCGCCCCACUGUUGAAGGCGAUCACGACGGACGAAUUCCGGACGCUUAUUGCCCCAGCGCUGCAGCGAUCGAUGCUGCGCUCGGCUGAAGUCAUCCUGCGGGCGGUCGGUGCAAUAGUGAACGAGCUCGAGCUGGACAUUAGCGACUAUGCGCUUGAUCUCGGCAAACCCCUUGUACAGAACCUGGCCUCGAAAGAGGAAACGGUACGGCAGGAGGCGGUCGAGUCGUUAAAACAGGUGGCACUCAAAUGCAGUUCCGCGGCUGCACUCGAAGCAUUGCUCAAGGAAGUGUUUGCAGUGCUAAAUGGGUCCGGUGGAAAGAUAACGGUCGCCGAACUGAGGAUAAAUUUGCUCCAGGGUGCCGGUAAUCUAAGUUACAACAAAAUCCCCGCUGAUAAGAUACAAACCAUACUGCCGUCUGCGUGCGAUCACUUCACGAAGGUGAUCGAGUCGGAGAUACAGGAGAAGGUGGUGUGCCACGCGCUGGAAAUGUUUGGCCUCUGGACGGUCAACUAUCGCGGCGAGAUACCACCGAAAAUUGUGCAGCUCUUCAAGAAGGGCCUCGAAGCGAAAGCCCAGCCGAUCCGCACCAGCUACCUGCAGUGGUUCCUCUCGUGUCUGUACCACGGGCGACUACCGAGUGGCAGCGAUUUCUCGGCCCCGCUCUCGAAGAUCGUCGAACGGGCUGCCCAAAAUCCCACCCAGACGCCGCUCGUUUCGGAAGGCGUCGGAGCAGCCUGCAUCGUGUUACUCACCAACCGGACGGUGGACGAGAAGCUGAAGGACUUUUGGCACGUCGUGCUCGACAUGGGCCGGCAAGUGUUUCUGGGCGAAAAGUUUCUGGCCACCACGAACGGCGAAACGCUCUGCUACGUGAUGGUGAUUUGCGAGCAGCUCCUACUGCAUCACCGUUCCGAGUUAAAGGGUGGUGGUUCGACCCAUCCGUUAUUUCGGGCCGCGAUCGUUUGUCUGAUGUCACCGCUUCGUAAGGUGCGUCAGCACUGCCUGCCGUUGGCCCGCCGGAUGGUGAACAGUGAGGAUGGAGUGUCGCUGGCCAGAAGUCUGCUGGCGGAGCUAACCCGAUACGCUGAGGCGGUCAAGAUACUGAACGAGGGCGACCCGAAUGAGGAUGGUGUGGCACCAGCACAGGCCCUGGUCGAUGCGAUUUGGGACAUCUGCGACAUUGAGCUGUUGGCCAGUGCGAACGCACAGUCGGUUGCACUGAGCGCGAUGCUUUGCUCGCACCAUCCGGCAGCGUGCUCGGUACGGGGUGACCUCUGGGAAAGCAUCCUGGCUCGGUACAAGCUAGACGGGAAACAGUUUAUCGCCCUCAACACUGCCCAGAUCGGCGAGGCUUUUUUCAACGGCUACAAAGCGACACCGAUGUACGAGAGCACGCUGGCGACGUUGUCUCGCAUUAGCCCGGAACUGAUCCUGCCGGUGCUGGUGAAGAACGUGACCGACCAGCUGAACAAUUCGCGCAUGUCCAACGUGACGGAUGAGGAAUAUUUCACGUACCUCAUGCCAGACGACGAGCUGUACGAUAAGAGCGUAUUGCCGAGCUCGGAUGAGCCGAUCCAAACGGCGCACCUAAAGCGCGAAAACAAGGCGUACAGCUACAAAGAGCAACUAGAGGAGCUUCAGUUGCGCCGUGAGCUGGAGGAGAAGCGUCGCAAAGAGGGUACUUGGAAACCGCCGCAACUGACCCCGAAACAGAAGGAGGCGAUCGACAAGCAGCGCGAAAAGGAGAACGCUAUCAAGACACGGCUGCGAAACCUCAGCGCGACGAUCGCGACCCUCGUGUCGCAAAUUGAAGGUGCGGCCAAAGGAACCCCGAAGCAACUGUCUCUGUUCUUCCCCUCGUUGCUACCAUCCAUUGUGCGGGUCUUUUCGUCCCCCCUGGCUGCUCCACCCAUGGUACGGCUGUACGUUCGCCUACGCGACACCUGCUUCACCGCCGAACAGGCCGAACUGGGGCGCGACAUUUCGAUCGCCACCGUGCGCAUGAGCAAACCGCACUGCGAUCUGGAGGAAGGCUGGUGCACUGCCAACAUCGUGGAGCUUGUUAGCGACAUUUUGGUGUCGCUGUACGAUGACACGAUCGAUAUGUACAACGUGCACCGUGAGGAGGACGGCGCGAAGGGUUACCUCCUGAAUGCGCCCACCUUCAGCUACACGUUCGAGUUCCUGAAGCGCGCUCUAACGUUACCGGAAGCGGCCCGGGAUGAAAGUUUGCUCAUCAACGGUAUCCAGAUCGUUGCCUAUCAUGCGCAGAUUCGGGGCGAUACGGUCGAUGGGAAGGACUUCACCGAUCUGUACCAUCCGGUGUAUAUGCCGCGGCUCGAGAUGGUCCGAUUGCUGUUGCGUCUAACGCAGCAGCACCGUGGACGCGUCCAAACGCAAGCGGUUGCUGCACUGCUGGAUGUGGCCGAAAGUAGCUCGGGGCGCGAGUACACGGCUCGGGCGGAUCAGCGGGAGAUUGAGGCGCUGCUGACGGCGCUCCAGGAUGAGCUGGACGCGGUGCGCGACGUGGCCCUGCGUGCCCUGGCCAUCAUGAUCGAUGUGCUGCCGUCAAUCGCGGACGACUAUGAGCAAGGGUUGCGGCUGCUGCGGCGCCUGUGGGUGGCCAAGCACGACGUGUCGCUCGACACGAAGCUGCUGGCUGAGAACGUGUGGCAGGACGGUAACUAUGAGCUGCCGAUGGUGAUGGCCGACGAGCUGAUGAAGGACAUCGUCCACCCGGAACUGUGCAUCCAACGAGCGGCCGCGGCGUCGCUGGUGUCCAUUCUGCUCGAGGACGCCACGGCGGUGGACGGCGUACAGGAGCAGCUGCUCGAGAUUUACCGCGAGAAGCUGACGAUGAUACCGGCACGGUUGGAUCAGUUCGAUCGCGAAAUUGAACCGGCGAUCGAUCCAUGGGGUCCACGGCGGGGCGUAGCGAUCGCCUUCUGCCACAUCGCACCCUUUCUGACGCAACCACUCGUGAAGAGUUUGAUCGAGUUUAUGGUCCGCUCGGGGUUGCGCGAUCGUGAGGAGAUCGUACACAAGGAGAUGCUGGCUGCGUCGCUGGCGAUCGUGGAGCACCACGGGAAGGAAAGUGUCGCCUAUCUGCUGCCCACGUUCGAGCAGUUCCUCGACAAAGCACCGAGUCACAGCUCGUACGACAACAUUCGCCAGGCGGUGGUCAUUCUGAUGGGAUCGCUUGCGCGCCAUCUGGAUCGGGAGGAUCCACGCAUUAAGCCGAUCAUCGAUCGGUUGCUGGCAGCACUCGCCACACCGUCGCAGCAGGUACAGGAAGCGGUGGCCAACUGCAUACCGCACCUGAUCCCCUCGGUGAAGGAGGAGGCCCCGGCCAUGGUGAAGAAACUGAUGCAGCAGUUGGUGAAGUCGGAAAAGUACGGCGUCCGACGGGGGGCCGCUUACGGGAUCGCCGGCAUCGUGAAGGGACUCGGCAUUCUGUCGCUCAAACAGCUCGACAUCAUGUCCAAGCUGACGAACAACAUUCAGGACAAGAAGAACUACAGGUGCCGCGAGGGGGCUCUGUUUGCGUUCGAGAUGCUCUGCAGCACACUGGGGCGCCUGUUCGAGCCGUACAUCGUGCACGUGUUGCCCCAUUUGCUGCAGUGCUUUGGCGACUCGUCCUCGUACGUGCGCGAGGCCGCCGAUGAGUGUGCCAAAACGGUGAUGGCCAAGCUGUCGGCGCACGGCGUCAAGCUCGUGCUGCCUUCGCUGCUGAACGCACUGGAUGAGGACUCGUGGCGCACGAAGACCGCGUCGGUGGAGCUGCUUGGCGCGAUGGCGUUCUGUGCCCCGAAGCAGCUGUCCUCCUGCCUGCCGAGCAUCGUGCCGAAACUGAUGGAGGUCCUGGGCGACUCGCACAUCAAGGUGCAGGAAGCGGGCGCCGAUGCGCUGCGCGUGAUUGGCAGCGUGAUUAAGAACCCGGAAAUCCAGGCGAUCGUGCCGGUGCUGCUGAAGGCACUCGAGGAUCCGUCGGGCAAAACGUCGGCCUGCCUGCAGUCCCUGCUGGAGACAAAGUUCGUUCACUUUAUCGAUGCGCCCUCGCUCGCCCUAAUCAUGCCGGUGGUGCAGCGCGCGUUCAUGGACCGAUCGACAGAGACGCGCAAAAUGGCGGCCCAGAUCAUCGGCAACAUGUACUCGCUGACGGACCAAAAAGACCUUACGCCAUACCUGCCCAACAUCAUUCCCGGGCUGAAGACGUCGCUGCUCGAUCCGGUGCCGGAAGUACGUGCCGUUUCCGCCCGGGCCCUCGGGGCGAUGGUGCGCGGAAUGGGCGAAUCCUCGUUCGACGAUCUGCUUCCGUGGCUGAUGCAAACCCUCACCUCGGAGUCGAGCAGCGUGGAUCGGUCCGGUGCCGCGCAGGGUCUCUCGGAGGUGGUCGGAGGGCUCGGGGUUGAGAAGCUGCACAAACUGAUGCCGGAAAUCAUUACCACGGCCGAACGCACGGACAUUGCGCCGCACGUCAAGGACGGUUACAUCAUGAUGUUCAUUUACAUGCCGUCGGCCUUCCCGAACGACUUUACACCGUACAUCGGGCAGAUUAUUAACCCGAUCCUGAAGGCGCUGGCUGACGAGAACGAGUACGUGCGAGACACGGCCCUGAAGGCGGGCCAGCGGAUCGUCAAUCUGUACGCGGAGUCGGCGAUCGCCCUGUUGCUGCCGGAGUUGGAGAAGGGACUGUUCGAUGAUAACUGGCGCAUCCGGUACAGCUCGGUGCAGCUGCUCGGUGAUCUGCUGUACAAGAUUUCGGGCGUGUCGGGUAAGAUGACGACGCAGACGGCUUCGGAGGACGAUAACUUUGGCACGGAGCAGAGCCACAAGGCGAUCAUACGCAGUCUCGGUGCCGAUCGACGCAACCGCGUGCUCGCAGGACUGUACAUGGGCCGCAGCGAUGUGUCGCUGAUGGUGCGCCAGGCAGCCCUGCACGUGUGGAAGGUCGUGGUCACGAACACGCCACGUACGUUGCGCGAAAUUCUGCCAACGCUGUUCUCGCUGCUGCUCGGGUGUUUGGCCAGCACGAGCUACGACAAGCGCCAGGUGGCAGCCCGCACGCUCGGCGAUUUGGUGCGUAAACUGGGCGAACGCGUUCUUCCGGAGAUCAUUCCGAUUCUCGAGCGGGGUCUCAACUCGGACCAGGCCGAUCAGCGGCAGGGCGUUUGCAUUGGGCUGUCGGAAAUUAUGGCAUCCACGUCGCGCGAUAUGGUGCUUACCUUCGUGAACAGCCUGGUGCCGACGGUGCGCAAAGCACUGGCAGAUCCGCUCCCGGAAGUACGGCAGGCGGCCGCUAAGACGUUCGAUUCCCUGCACACGACGGUCGGGUCGCGGGCCCUGGAGGACAUUCUGCCGUCGAUGCUGGAGAGCCUGUCCGACCCGGAUCCGGAUGUGGCCGAGUGGACACUGGACGGGUUGCGGCAAGUGAUGGCGAUCAAGUCACGGGUGGUACUACCGUACUUGAUUCCGCAGCUCACGGCCACACCGGUCAACACGAAGGCACUCUCGAUCCUGGCCUCGGUGGCGGGUGAAGCGUUGACCAAGUACCUGCCGAAGAUUCUGCCCGCGCUCAUGUCGGCACUGGCCGCUGCACAAGGCACCCCGGAAGAGGUGCUCGAGCUAGAGUACUGCCAGGCCGUGAUCCUGUCCGUCAGCGACGAGGUGGGCAUCCGCACCAUCAUGGACACGGUGAUGGAGUCUACCAAGUCGGACAACGCGGAAACCCGGAAAGCGGCCGCCACGCUGCUGUGUGCCUUCUGCACGCACUCGCCCGGCGACUACUCUCAGUACGUGCCCCAGUUGUUCCGCGGGCUGCUCCGCCUGCUAGCCGAUUCCGAUCGUGACGUGUUGCAGCGCUCCUGGGACGCCCUGAACGCGGUCACGAAGACGCUCGACUCGGCACAGCAAAUUGCACACGUAACGGAUGUGCGGCAGGCGGUCAAAUUCGCCAGCAGCGACCUGCCGAAGGGAAGCGAACUGCCCGGCUUUUGUCUGCCGAAGGGUAUCACGCCCCUGUUGCCGGUGUUCCGUGAAGCGAUCCUCAACGGCCUGCCGGAGGAGAAGGAGAAUGCGGCCCAGGGCCUGGGUGAGGUGAUCCAGCUGACCUCUCCGAGCUCCCUGCAACCGUCGGUCGUCCACAUCACCGGACCGCUGAUUCGUAUCCUGGGCGAUCGGUUCAAUGCCGGCGUCAAGGCGUCCGUUCUCGAGACGCUCGCCAUAUUGCUGCACAAAGUGGGCAUCAUGUUGAAACAGUUCCUGCCGCAGUUACAGACCACCUUCCUGAAGGCGCUGCACGAUCCGAGCCGUACGGUGCGCAUCAAGGCCGGUCACGCACUGGCCGAGCUCAUCCUGAUCCACACCCGACCCGAUCCGCUGUUCAUGGAGAUGCACAACGGGGUGCGGAAUGCGGACGAUGCCACCGUGCGUGAGACGAUGCUGCAGGCGUUGCGCGGAAUCCUAACACCGGCCGGCGACAAGAUGACGGAACCGUUGCGCAAACAGAUCUACGCCACACUCGCCGGGCUGUUGGGCCACCCGGAGGAUGUUAGCCGUGCAGCGGCAGCCGGCUGCUUUGGGGCCCUUUGUCGAUGGCUGUCGGCCGACCAACUGGAUGACGCACUCGGGUCACACCUGCUGAACGAGGACUACGGUGAUGACGCGACACUCCGCCAUGGCCGCACUGCGGCCCUGUUCGUGGCUUUGAAAGAACACCCGGCCGCGAUCGUUACCGGGCGGUACGAGGCAAAGAUCGCUAAAGUGAUCACAGGGGCGAUCGCUUGCGAUAAGGUCCCAGUCGCCCAGAACGGUGUCCGAGCGGCCGGCUACCUGCUACAGUACGGCAUGAUGGUCGGAGCCGAGCAGGGCGUGCGGCUACCGACGGCCGUGAUCGGUCCGUUCGUCAAGUCGAUGAAUCACAGCAGCCACGAGGUGAAGCAACUGCUGGCCAAAACAUGCACCUACCUGGCACGGGUCGUCCCGGCAGAGCGGACCGCACCCGAGUAUCUGAAGCUCGCCAUUCCGAUGCUGGUCAACGGGACGAAGGAGAAGAACGGUUACGUGAAAUCGAACUCGGAGAUUGCGCUCGUGCAUGUGCUCCGGUUGCGCAACGGCGAGGAGUUCCACCAGCGCUGCCUGACCCUGCUCGAACCGGGCGCACGUGAAUCGCUCAGCGAAGUCGUAAGCCGGGCGCUACGGAAGGUCGCCCUGCAACCGGUCGGCAAAGACGAGGAGCUAGACGAUACGAUCCUCUCGUGAUCGCGUCGUCGACCGACGGUACGACGAUGGAAACACAGUGACGAUCGACGAAGAGGGUCCGCCACGCCACUCGAGCUCUUUGUCGGACACUAUCAUACCAUUCGGAUUUAUACUAUCUUACAUGUAACCAGAAGCUACUG
Molecule: messenger RNA, 8138 nt
Organism: Anopheles bellator
Lineage: Eukaryota; Metazoa; Arthropoda; Insecta; Diptera; Culicidae
Gene: l(3)80Fj
Product: stalled ribosome sensor GCN1
Exons: 5
Coding region: 1-7998 (2665 amino acids)
Biological process (GO): cellular response to amino acid starvation; regulation of translation
Cellular component (GO): cytosol
Molecular function (GO): protein binding; protein kinase regulator activity
Source: RefSeq, a predicted model, not a curated record